UCCGCGGUUAACAAUGACUGCAGCCUGAGAGCGGAGGUAGCGCCGCGGUCCCCUCAUGAUCACGCGCACGCGUACAGCACGAGCACGCGCCCGCGAGCCCGCCGCUCGGCCGCGCAGGAACCGAGUGCUGAGGAGAAAGCCCGAGGGGACCGGCGCCUUCCUGCACGGCCGCGGAACCCAACCAUCAUGAGUGAAAUUCCUAAGGACUCCUUGAAGGCCAUUCUGUUGGAGUUAGAAUGUCACUUUACAUGGAAUUUACUUAAGGAAGACAUUGAUCUGUUUGAUGUGGAAGAUACAAUUGGGCAACAGCUUGAAUUUCUUACCACAAAAUCCAGACUCACUCUCUAUAACCUCUUGGCCUAUGUGAAACACCUAAAGGGCCAAAAUAAAGAUGCCCUAGAUUGUUUGAAACAAGCAGAAGAAAUAAUACAGCGUGAACACUCGGAUAAAGAAGAAGUACGAAGUCUGGUCACUUGGGGAAACUAUGCCUGGGUGUAUUAUCAUAUGGACCAGCUUAAAGAAACUCAGAAUUAUAUAGACAAGGUAGGAAAUGUCUGCAAGCAGUUUUCCAGUCCUUCUAACUACAAGUUGGAGCGUCCAGAGAUUGACUGUGAGAAAGGGUGGGCACUCUUGAAAUUUGGAGGAAAGUAUUACCAAAAGGCUAAAGCAGCUUUUGAGCAGGCUCUGGAAGUGGAACCUGACAAUCCAGAAUUUAACAUUGGCUAUGCCAUCACAGUGUAUCGGCUAGAUGAUUCUGAUAGAGAAGGGUCUAUAAAGAGCUUCUCUCUGGGCCCCCUGAGGAAAGCUGUUACCCUGAAUCCAGAUAAUUCCUACAUCAAGGUUUUUCUGGCGCUGAAGCUUCAAGAUGUGCAUGCAGAAGCUGAAGGGGAAAAGUAUAUUGAAGAAAUCCUGGACCAGAUAUCAUCCCAACCUUAUGUCCUCCGUUAUGCAGCCAAAUUCUAUAGGAGAAAAAAUUCCUGGGACAAAGCUCUUGAACUUUUGAAAAAGGCCUUGGAGGUGACACCAACCUCUUCUUUCCUGAAUCACCAAAUGGGACUUUGCUAUAGGGCACAAAUGAUCCAAAUCAAGAAGGCCACUCGAAACAGACCUAAAGGAAAGGAUAAACUGAAAGUGGAUGAGCUGAUUACAUCUGCUAUAUCUCAUUUCAAAGCAGCCGUGGAGCGAGACUCUAUGUUUGCAUUUGCCUACACGGACCUGGCCAACAUGUAUGCUGAGGGAGGCCAGUACAACAAUGCUGAAGACAUUUUUCAGAAAGCUCUUCGUCUGGAGAACAUAACUGAUGAUCACAAACAUCAAAUCCACUACCACUAUGGUCGCUUUCAGGAAUUUCACCGUAAAUCAGAAAAUACAGCCAUCCACCAUUAUUUAGAAGCCUUAAAAGUCAAAGACAGGUCUUCUCUGCGUACCAAACUGACAAGUGCUUUGAAGAAACUGGCUACCAAGAGACUUGCUCACAAUCCUUCAGAUGUGCAGAGUUUAAGUGCCCUAGGGUUUGUUUACAAGCUGGAAGGAGAAAAAAGGCAGGCUGCUGAGUACUAUGAGCGGGCCCAAAAGAUAGAUCCAGAAAAUGCAGAAUUUCUUACUGCUCUCUGUGAGCUUCGACUUUCCAUUUAAAUACAUAUUCUAGGAAAUUAGUUCCGAGCGUUUCUCUCCAUUUUGGGUUGUUACAUUUUUGUUUAUUGUUUUAACCCAUUCUUCAUUAUAAAGUUCAUUUUUAUUGAAUGAUUAUUGUGUACCAAGCAUCAUGGCUAAAUAUAUACAUUAUGGUGACUCUUCUGUUGUUUUUAAUUAAAACACAAUAAUCCAUUGAGAAACUGCAACAUUCCAGCUGUUGUAACUUUUUAAAAUCAUAUGGUCAUGACUUUAUAUCCUUUUUCUCUCCUAUUCAUAAUAAUUUCCUGAUUAAAUUUUGUCAUAUUUUCCAUAUUACUCACUUAUGCCAUGAGUAUAAUCCUGCAUAAUCCCUUGACAUCUAAGCCAGAAACACUCUUUUAGGAGUGCAAAAUUAUAUUAUUAAGCAUUUAACUAUGUAGCUUGCAAAAGAUGGAAACUUCUAGUUACAGAUGUUCUGACUUUGAUGAAGAUAUUUAGCCAUCAAUGUGACAGUUACUUAAAAAAUAUUCUUUGUUGGAAGAAAAAAGUUCAUAAUAAUAACUUUGUCAUCUUUGAUGACUUCAGUAAAAGGAGAAAAGACUAGAAAAUGAGGGGAAAAAAAACUUCCCCAGAUAUAGAACUUAAGGGACCUGUGAGAAAUCUCAAGUAUUAUCUGCCAGAAUGUUCAUUAAGUAGAUAGAAAUAGUGAUGAGAAAAAAAAUGAAUAAUGGAAAAUCAUUGGUCUCAAAUUUCACUAGUUCUUUUAACUAGAAGAGUAAACCUGAAGUGAAUCUAGGUGGAAUUAAUUUCAUUCCUUCCAAUUAAAAUUGCAGUAUUUGGGGGUUAAAAUCAUUGAGGUAAAUAGCAUACCAGUUGCGAAAUUGGGAGAAAUGAUAGUCAAAUGGGUGAGGUAGAUGUCCCUAACCUAUAUCCCUAGAUUACCAAGAUCUCAGUGCUUUAGUUUGGGGUCUGAACUGAGUAGAGUUUUCUUGCCUACAAUUUCUGGCCUUUGGUUAACUGCUUUAGUAUUCUAAAGUUUACUUCUGUGAGGCUUUUCCUUUGUCUGAAGUUUUCAGAUUGACAUGUUUUCCUUUAGGUCCUCUAGGAUAGUUAAGCCCUGUUUUGAGUUUUAAUAUCCACCUUGAAGGGUCACUGCUUUAAGGGCUUAUAUCCCAGAGGAGUUUUUACAUUGGGAUGUUACUAAAAGUGGCUUCGUUAAUGUUAUUUCUUUGAUUAUAGAUUACACAAUUACAUUUACCACUAUAGUAUUAGUGGAAAAAUGUGCCAUAUGAUUUAAUUCUCCAUACCGCCAGUGUAGCUCUUAAAACUCCUGUGUGUAUGUGUGUGGGUUUUUACUUUUUGUUCGUUUUUAUUUUUUUAAUUUUUAUUAUGGCUUUAUUAUAAAAGUAAUUCUCAUUGUAAAAUCUCAAACAAUAAAGAAGUAUAUGAAUUUAAAAGUAAGAGCACUCCCCUCACCCUAACCCAUUUCUGCACACCCAAGGUAAAAUGUUAAUAAUUUGAUAUGUAUCCUUCCAGAUAUUUUUUCUAUGCAUAUUCAAACAUACAUAAAUACUGCAGUGCGUCUAAUGAAUUAAAUUUUUUUAAAUGUC
Phacochoerus africanus (Common warthog) is the source of this 3224-nucleotide messenger RNA. Its product is annotated as interferon-induced protein with tetratricopeptide repeats 5. The record is from RefSeq and is a predicted model, not a curated record. Gene Ontology annotation, molecular function: RNA binding; protein binding. Gene Ontology annotation, biological process: defense response to virus. Bases 187 to 1635 code for a protein of 482 amino acids. Gene Ontology annotation, cellular component: cytosol. The transcript is spliced from 2 exons. Lineage: Eukaryota; Metazoa; Chordata; Mammalia; Artiodactyla; Suidae.